UUGGCAUGAAAAGCUCCAAGUCAGUUUUACUUUCUUCACCCCAUCCUGUGGGUUCCUAUUCGGUGCUCGGCAGGAUUGCCAUGCCUUGCGCCCUGGAGAUAGCAGUAUUUACGCACAGGCGGCUGGUUGCAGCAGAGGCGGGCAGCGGGAGCUUUGCUAAAAUAUCUAAGAAAAGGAAGCCGGGAGGGAGCGAUGUGGUGAAGGGAGAUGAAGCUCAAGGAGGAGAAAUAUCCUUACUAGUAUCACAACCGAACAUCAAUAGUUCCGUGGCUGAGAACGUUUUGCUGUCAGUAGCCUACACUGGUGAGACAAGCCCAGUGAUUGAGUGGAAACACACAUCAGCAAGUGGUACAACGAAAAUAGCAGAAUGGAAGCCUGGCAUUUACGCCAACAUAUCCAGCAGUUACAAAGACAGAGUGAACAUUUAUGAAAAUGGCUCUCUGCAGCUGCUGAAGGUGGCUAUUAAAGACGCCGGUUAUUACUUAGUCACGGUGAGAGACGAGUUGGGAAUCAUCAUAUAUGGCACCAUCCUGUUGAAUGUUUAUGAAAUUCUGUACGAAGACUUGCAUUUUGUGGUUGUCGUCUCUGCCUUUCUCGGUACUGCGUCCGCUGUUCUGAUCUGCUUGAUGUGGCUGUGCAAUAAAUCUAUGCACUUUCUGCAACCAGAGAGGCAGCAACUCAGAGUAAGCGAAACUGAAGAGACCGAGCUACAAACAAUGGGGUGUUAGCUGUAGGAUAUUUAAAGACACAAAUCAGUGUUCUACCUCAAGAAGAAGCAAAGCAUGAAAAACAUGAUGGUUGGUAUAUAAAAGACUGGGCAUAUCGAUUUUGUUAAAUGAUAUUUUCUGAAGCAAAAAAGGCAAAGGCCCACAAAGGUGAUCCAUGGAAACUUUGGGAGAUGCUGUCCUUUCCAUAUCAUAAUUUAUAAUGGACACAUUUCAAGAAAAGACUCACUGUUCCUACUGUUUCACCCACCCAUUCACAAGACACCUAAUUCUCUCUGAUAAUAUCAAGAUGCCAGAACACAAGAGGAUGUUCCAGAAACAUAGCCACAAAAGCCUUGAAUACUACAGGGAGCCGAAGACUUUUUUUUCUUUUUUAGAAAAGCUGCAAUUCUUUAUUAAAUUAUAUUUAAACAAACAUUAUCAUGGUUUUAGGUUCCAACUACCACCAACAUCAAAGAGUUACUGAUGGAUUCUUAAAAAAAAAA
Molecule: messenger RNA, 1210 nt
Organism: Python bivittatus (Burmese python)
Lineage: Eukaryota; Metazoa; Chordata; Lepidosauria; Squamata; Pythonidae
Gene: VSTM5
Product: V-set and transmembrane domain containing 5
Biological process (GO): filopodium assembly; positive regulation of excitatory synapse assembly
Cellular component (GO): axon; plasma membrane; dendrite
Source: RefSeq, a predicted model, not a curated record